GCUGGCGGAUAUCUGCGUGCUCAAAAGCACAUCUCUCCUGACGCGCUGCAAAAAGAAGACGAAGAAAUCGUCAAGAACUUCAUCUUUCCUUUUCCUUUUCCUUUUCGUUUUGUGAAAGAUAACGUCCUUACCCGCACCAGCUGCUGUGUACCUAAGUGGUUUCUUAGGCCCACAUUGUUGUCCGCAUCUCUGCGCAAGUUCCCGCUUAUCGUUGGGAAUACUAAGCAUCUUCAUUCGUAGCUGCUCUUCUCCCCCGCCGCGUACAGCUGAACACGCCAAUUUGAGCGUACCGCAGCAACCGACUUUCGCUCUGUUUCCUUUCGUCUCGUAUUUCUGUGUGCGGUGUAGCUGAACUCGGGAUUUGGCUUUCACAAAAGAAAAGAGUCGUCUUACUGUCCACACAACAUGACCGCUCCUGUCCAGCGCACGUCCGUCUACAUCGGCGAUCUGCCGACGGACCUGCCACGGCCCGAGGAGGCGGUGAACAACCUCUUCAGCAGCGUAGCCCCGGUCAUGUCGGUGAAAGUGUGCCGCGACAUGGCCACGCAGCGUUCCUUGGGCUACGCCUACGUAAACUUCCAAACGACCGCGGAUGCAGAGAAGGUGAUCGAUGCCCUCAAUUACACCGACAUCGUCCCUGGCCGUCAGAUCCGUGUGAUGUUCUCCAUCCGCGAUCCCCUGCAGCGCAAGAGCGGCAUGAACAACGUCUUUGUCAAGAAGCUGGAGCCUUCCAUCAACGCCAAGGCGCUGCAGACCGCCUUCAGCAAGUGUGGGCGUGUUCUCUCGUGCAAGGUGGCGCUGGAUGCGGAGGGCAAGUCAAAGGGGUACGGCUUCGUGCAGUUCGAGAACGCCGAGGGCGCCAAGGCAGCUCUGGAGAUGAACGGGGCGAAGAUCGGUGCGAACGAGGUCGAGGUGGCAACGUUUGUGCGCCGCGCAGACCGUGACGCGCUGGCUUCCAAGUCCUUCACCUCUGUCUACAUCAAGAACAUCAAGGGGUCCGCGACGGAGGCGGAACUGACAGCCGCCUUGGAGAAGUUCGGCAAGCUGCAGUCCCUCUUUCUGGCGGAGCACCCGCCCUUCGCGACUAAAUUUGCCCUCGCCGCCUUCGAGCAGCACGAGGCGGCCGUGAAGGCGAUCGCGGAGCUCAACGAAAAGAUAGACAGCGGACUGACGGAGGAGAGUGUGAAGCUGGUGGUCUGCCGCGCCCUCUCGAAGAGUGAACGUGACCGCGAAAAGAAGAAGGCGGCGUCGCUCUACCAAAACCACGGUCGCAACCUCUACGUGAAGCACCUGCCGGAGGACAUCACUGAGGAAAAGCUGCACGAGCUCUUCGAGCCGUACGGCAAAAUCACGUCCUGCGCGCUCAUGAAAGACGGGAACGGCAUCUUUAAGGGGUUUGCCUUUGUCUGCUUCGAGGACCGCGAGUGUGCCACGACGGCGAUGCGGACGCUGAAUGGGCAGUCCAUAGAGAAUUCGAAGAAGCCUCUCUACGUCAGUCAGGCGGAGCAGAAGGACAUGCGUAUUCGCCUGCUGCAGCAGCGGCGUGCGGCGAUGCGCCACCAAAGUCGCAUGGCACCCCCGAUGGCCAUGUUUCCGCAGCAGUGGCCACGCCAACCCUUCCCGCAGAUGGCGCCGCCCAUGAUGCCGCCGCCGCCACCGCCAAACAUGGGCAUGCCGCAAUUCAUGUCCGGCCCGAUGAUGCGCCGCCCGAUGAUGCAGCAUGGCAUGCCUGGGCAGCCGAUGCGCGUGCCGAACCGCUACACCCAGCCGCGCGAGCAGUACCAGCCCGUACGUCAUGAGGGUGUCGAUGUGAACUACUUGGGCACCCUUGCCCCGGAGCAGCAGAAGAACUAUCUGGGUGAGCUGCUCUACGGCAAGAUCAUGCCCGUGGAGUCGGCCAACGCGGCCAAGAUCACCGGCAUGCUGCUUGAGAUGAGCCGCGAGGAGAUCUUUGAGGUGCUGGCGGAUCCAAACUCUCUCAUGGCCAAGAUCCAGGAGGCCAACGCGGUACUCCAGCAGCAUGCCAGCAGCUAA
Leptomonas pyrrhocoris is the source of this 2034-nucleotide messenger RNA. Its product is annotated as putative mitochondrial poly(A)-binding protein. The record is from RefSeq and is a predicted model, not a curated record. The transcript has a single exon. Gene Ontology annotation, cellular component: ribonucleoprotein complex; cytosol; nucleus. The coding region runs from base 406 to 2034 and encodes 542 amino acids. Lineage: Eukaryota; Euglenozoa; Kinetoplastea; Trypanosomatida; Trypanosomatidae. Gene Ontology annotation, molecular function: poly(A) binding; mRNA 3'-UTR binding; poly(U) RNA binding.